GAGGGUGACACUCUAGAAGAGACAGGGUGAGAAAGAGAACACGAAACUGACAGCCUCUUAGAUCUAAUAAGUGGUCGAAGAUCUGUUUACUGGGUUAACUAAAGUUUUUUAAAGCCAGAGUGAUAAAAAAGGAACAGGUCAAGAUGCCUAAUUUUGCUGGAACCUGGAAGAUGAGGAGCAGUGAAAAUUUUGAAGAACUCCUCAAAGCGCUCGAUGUUUUGUGUAAUGUAGGGGUGAACGCUAUGCUGAGAAAGGUGGCCUGUGCUGCAGCCUCUAAACCCCACGUGGAGAUCCGCCAGAACGGCGAACAGUUCUACAUCAAAACCUCCACCACUGUGAGGACCACAGAAAUUAACUUCCAGAUAGGACAAGAGUUCAACGAGGAGACCGUAGAUGGGCGCAAGUGCAAGAGCCUGGUCACAUGGGAGACAGAGAAUAAGAUGACCUGCAGGCAAACCCUUCUGGAUGGUAACGGCCCUAAGACAUACUGGACACGAGAGCUGAAAGGGAACGAACUCAUUCUGACCUUUGGGGCCGAUGAUGUGGUGUGCACACGGAUUUAUGUACGGGAAUGAGCACUGGAUGGAGGGAUAUUCCAGCACUUGCAGCUUUGGAGGAAUAACAUUUCGUCUGUGAUUAACUUGCACUGUUGCGUGUUCGUUGAUACUUUCUUCUGUUCUGACUUCAUCACCAUUUAUGUUUGUUCAAUUUAAUCAUUAGAUUCACUUUUAUAAUGUGUUUAAUGUACAGUGUUAGUCGGGCCUGGCUCAAGCUCUAAGAUGAUUUAAGGAGGGCCGCAGGACUCUCAGGGUGGGCUGGACAUUUGGGGAAUUGUGCAGGCCUGGUGUUAGUUAUAUUCACGGUUAUAUCUGACAAACCCUCUGGUUUACUGCAGCCGUAUCUAAUGAUCUUUAUUAACUUUUUUUUUGUAGUCAUUGACUGUGCAUGAAAUAAUAAAGACAUACAAUUGUUAAUGAUAUGAUUGUACAUUUUUAAAUCUCUUUAACCAGCAUAUUUCACUGGAACACCCCGUUGAUCCCAUUCAUAAGUUUAUAUACCCUUGAAUCUUAAUAUUGUAUGUUGUUGAAUGUUCCACAACUGUUUUUGGUCACACUUUAUUUCAUAAUAAACUCUUA
Messenger RNA from Onychostoma macrolepis, 1136 nucleotides. It is a transcript of the gene crabp1b, whose product is annotated as cellular retinoic acid binding protein 1b. Gene Ontology annotation, molecular function: fatty acid binding. The transcript has 4 exons. Gene Ontology annotation, cellular component: nucleus; cytosol. The coding region runs from base 144 to 575 and encodes 143 amino acids. The record is from RefSeq and is a predicted model, not a curated record. Gene Ontology annotation, biological process: fatty acid transport. NCBI's taxonomy places the organism in Eukaryota, Metazoa, Chordata, Actinopteri, Cypriniformes, Cyprinidae.